AAACACCAAGGGGGCACAGAUUACACACUGACUUCUUGUUUGUGGGUCUUUGCUCAAAGUGCUUUGGGGGUGCUUCACUGACACCCCUAGCUGUCAUGUGCCUCUGACCGGGUUCAAAACAACUGCAAGAUCGCAACAAGGUCACAGAAGAGAGAAGCUCAACAGCAGGACACAACUGUGAAGUUGAAUUUAAAGUGGAAAAUGUCAGGAUCAGCUGGUGAGAAGAACUGGACGGAAGCCAAGGUUAUGAUUUACCCCAGCAGGCCGACCACAACAAUCAGACUCAGAGACGUAUACGAUCCAAAGCCCCAACCUCCAAAAGCACCUGUUCGGAUCCGUCCACCCUCUCCAAGACCCACCUCUAUGAAGGAACAAGGUCUGAAGCAAACUUCUUCUGACAACCCCAUGAAGACCAUUCAGAGGAAAAGGGCCAAAUCUCUUUCUCUGGCUUCAGAAAAGAAAAGUGAGCCGAGGAGGGCUCAGGUACGCUUUGUUGAUGCAUUGGGGCUUGAUUUAGAGGAGGUGAAGGUCUUCAGAGGUCAGGAGGACCCCCUAAUACCUCCUCUUGUGAUGUUCAGGCUGCUGAUGAGCUCCGAACUGACUUUUGGAAAGUCACCUGAGCUGAACCUGCCAUAUUUAAGACCCUGUUUCCCUGAACACAUGGGGAGCCAGCCAGACUUCCAAAACCGUCUUCGCUCUCAGAAGGUCUCUCUGGAGCAGGUGGUAUGCUCAGAACAAGGCAUAACAGGCACCAUACAUGUAAUCAAUUUAGCUUAUGAAAAAAAGGUCAGAGUGCACUAUACUUUCACCAACUGGAGAACACAAACACACACUAUUGCCUCCUGGGUAUCAGGUGGGGACCCUGGUGACUCUGGGACCCCAGGCACUGAUAUCUUCAGGUUUCGCCUUCCUGUCCCACCUUUCAUCUUGCAGCCUGGGGCUAUCCUUGAGUUUGCCAUCUGCUACCAUGUAAACGGAUGUGAUUUCUGGGAUAACAACAAUGACAACAAUUACAAACUAGCAUGCCACAGCUACAAGGUCACUGUGCCAAGGGAGUGUGAGGACACUCUGCUGCACUUCACCUAAGUGGCCACAUGAGGGAGCUUUAACUUCUGCUAAAGACUUGGAACAUGGAAAACCACAAUGUGAACUAAUCUCUAAGAAUUAAGUGUUGGAAUGAUUAGAUCAUUUAUCAAUUUGGACUUUUUUGUUCUUUACAGACCAGCAAAGCAAAUGUAUUUUCAGCAUGUAUCAUACCUAUGACUGCAUGUAUUUUGCAUUCAGUUGAAACUAAA
Molecule: messenger RNA, 1295 nt
Organism: Cyprinodon variegatus (sheepshead minnow)
Lineage: Eukaryota; Metazoa; Chordata; Actinopteri; Cyprinodontiformes; Cyprinodontidae
Product: protein phosphatase 1 regulatory subunit 3D-like
Exons: 2
Coding region: 202-1086 (294 amino acids)
Biological process (GO): regulation of glycogen biosynthetic process
Cellular component (GO): protein phosphatase type 1 complex
Molecular function (GO): protein phosphatase 1 binding; glycogen binding
Source: RefSeq, a predicted model, not a curated record